CGGCGUACACCUUGCGUGAAGAAACCUGGCCCUUCCAUGUUCUCUGUGGCUGAUGCGUUUUUCCUUUCUGGCUGAUAGAACUACCGAAGUCCCUGCUCUUGCUCCGAAUCAUCCUUGUCGUCGGGCCUGCUCUCGGUAUGGUGCAUACGCUGCCCAUCAUGUCAUCACGUCUUUGCUCGUCUCCUCGGCCGUCGCCGCCAUCCUCAUCUAUCCAUUCCCGUUUCUGUACAGUUCCGACUUCAUCAAUGGAGCAUCCAACCUGCCCCAUCACGUCUGGACCUUGGCUCAGCCCCUAGACAAGCCCGACGCCGAGCCGGACGUUGUCAUGCGCUCCAUCUGGGUUCACGGGAAUUAUAUGCGGGCUCUGGAUCGCGAAAUCCUCCUAGGUGCCCUCCACCUGCAGGACGAGCUGUUGGGCCCGACCGACUACUUCGACCCCAGGAGUCCGAAUGCCAAAGUGCUACUUCAGGACCCCAAGGGCGUUGAUCUCGCCCCCGAGGUCCGCGACGCCUUUCACGUCGUCAAUGGCCUGACCAAUCAGUCCUGGUUCUUCCAGUCGCCUUUGCAGUACUGGUCCUGCUCAGCAGACCUCAUCAAUGCCGACCACCAUAUCGUGGCCACCGUCAAUGAAAGGAAGAACCAACCCACGUCGGUCAAUGUUACCCUGAGGCACUCCAUCGUCUUCAGUGGGAAACGCUUCGAAGACCGGCGGCUCCUGGCUGCCGAUGCCCUCGUCAUCACACUCAUACACUGCCGCGAUUCUCCCGUCGGUCUCCAGUGGGAGAGAAAGGCCGCGGCUCUGGCCACUCAAAUGACAGAUAAGUGGACCAUUUACCCGGCUGACGGCCGAAGCGUGUCAAGCCAGCUAUAUGAAUUUCAGUUCCGUCCCAUGUCGGUCCAGGACAAAGUGAUCCUCGGCCUCGCAUACGUCCUAGCAAUCCUCUACUUCCUCGUGAGCAUGUCGAAGCUUAGGGCUGUCAAGUCCAAACUGGGGCUUUUCGUUACCGUCUGGGUCCAGAUCGUCAUGUCCAUUCUGUCCAGCUUUACCAUCUGUGCCAUCUUCAAUGUUGACCUUUCCCGGAUACCCCAGCCGGCUUACCCACUCGUCGUCUUGUCGAUGAGCCUGGAGAAUAUCUUCAGGCUCAUAAACGCCGUCAUAGCCACGCCGUCCGAGAACAGCACCAGCAGUCGUAUAGGCUACGCCUUUGGCGAGACAGCCCACGUAGCUUUCAUCAGCUCGACCCAAAACGUCCUCAUCCUCUGGGGGCUAGCCAAAGUCGCCUCUCCAGGCGUGUCGGCUUUCUGCACCUUCGCCGCCAUCGGCAUCAUCUUCGACUUUUUUUACCUGUCGACCUUCUUUCUCUCAGUUCUCGGGGUCGAUGUUCGGAGAACCGAGCUCAGCGAUGCCUUGGAGAAGGCGUCGUCACCGUCAUCAUCCCGCUUGGAUCGACAUCGCAGCGAUUCUACCCCCUGCCCCAGCUGGACGGAAGCAAUGUUUCAGGGCAAGGUCGCCAUGUCCACGCGCAUUGCUGGAACCGUCAUCAUGAUAAACUUUGUGCUUGUUGCGCAAUGGCAUUUCUUCGAGGACGCGUCCGUGUUCCGCGUCAUCGGGAGCUUCUUCAACAUCCCAGAGAAUAGCAGCGCCUUGCAGAAAUGGAAGGAGUCGUUACCGGUAGAAAUCCACCAGGCUAGGAGCCCCAUGUCGUGGCUUCGAAUGCAGGAUCACGACACGGCGAGGGAAGUCAUAAACGUAAUCAAGCCGUGGGCUCAUAGUUAUGUUGCCCAGGUGUACGAACCCAUCGUCUUCGUCCUCCGAGGUGCGGACAGAACUCCUGGCAACCAGGAGCGGUAUUUGCUGCCGGCUGUGUAUGACUUUCUCGAUCACCACUUGACGCGAUUUUUCGUCACCGUCUUGUUCAUCCUGGCAGGGCUUCGGUUGUUGAUGAAUUAUUUGUUGUGGGAAGAGGAUGCGGAAUCCCAGCCUGCUCCUUAUGGUUCCGACGACGAGCCGCUCAUGUCGGUCAACUCGUUGACGGGGGGGCAUGAUCUGGAUGUCGUCCUUCUGACUGCUACUGUCAAAGGCCAUAUUGUGUCCGUUGGUCUCGAUCGAACCAUUCGACUCUGGAAUGUUCGGUCUGGCACCAAGAAGUAUACUCUGACCGAAAUCGCCAGUCCUCACCAUGAUCCCUUUCCUAUCCUAGCCUGUGCAAUUGAUGACAAUUGUCACUGGCUGGCUCUUCUCUCACCAGGUCGCGUUCAACUUUGGAACCUCUACAGUCAGCAAUGGGCCCCAUCCAUCCCCGUCGAUACCAACGGCCAGAAGCCGCAGGCAUUCUUCUUCGGCCUCCCUAGUUCCCAUCCUGUGCCCCCUCUACUGGUGGUGCGUCGGUCCGGUCUUGCGACACGACUCACAGCUCAAGACCGAGGCUCGACCGACUUUGUCAUCUGCAAAAGCCCUCUCGUCUCUGCCGAGCCUCUCGUCACCAUAGCGGAGGACUCUCGCUCACUGGAGCUAUCGAUUCUCACUGCAUCUAGAAAGGGAUGUAUCCACGUGGCAACGCAUCAUGGCCAUGGUGAUUGGACGUCUGAGGCUCUCGGCGAUACUCUUGAACACCAUGAUGCCUCUCAAGUCGUUCCGCUCCCGGAUUUGGAUUGCUUCUUGAUCGCUCGGCAAAGUUCGGUAGAUCUAAUGGAUGGCAAGAGGAACUACCUCAUUCACACCUUUCACACACAACCCAUCCGGCCACGUACUCUGCGAUACUUCCAUUCCGCGCGUAGGAAACCGCAAUGCAGUUCGGUGGGACUCCGGUGGUUCGGACUUGCCUACGACCACGCCGAGACCGGCGACUGCAUCAUCCAAACCUAUACCCCGACAGUGGAAGGAGAUCUUAUCUGCUUCCGAGAUCCCGCCAUCCCACCGAGCCAAACCUGCUGUGACUGGUCAGAAACGGACGUGGCGGAGAGGAAGAUCGUCAACCCUGGCACUUGGAUGGCGCUCCCUAACGGCUCGGUCGUUGGGGUCAGGCAGAAUAUCCCGCCGUCUCGGCCGCCAAGCCGAGAUUGGUUUUCCGGCCACCCAGGGUUGCGACGCCGGAUCUACGAGCCCCACAAGAGCGAAUGGAAGCCGAAGUGGCCCGACACGUGGGAAGUCUGGGUUGCUAUGCAAUCUGGUCGGGGCGAGAUCUACGAGACGGCUCCACUCGACGCCGACAACGAUAGCGGGAAUCAUCUUAUGGUUUCGGGUCUUGGGCCCAUGGUCCAGGCUGGCACGUCUUCUGUCGUCGUUGGGUUCGGCAACAUUCUGAAGCUCAUCACAGUUGGGCACGAGAGGUUCGAGCUGGGCCGGACCUCGGCGAGGGGAGAGGAGGUCUUGAAUCUCGGUAGCCGCAGACGGCGGCCGGGCAAUGCGGCCUCAAAGUCGAGAGCGAACUCUCGCCCGUGAGGGAUACGGGAGGAGAAUUACCGGUUGCGUCAAGGGUCGCACUUUUCUUCUUCCUUUUCUGCCCCUUCCCUUUCUCGCAUAUGAUACGGUUUAUACCCAUUACCCGUCUCCUUUUUCUUUUCUCGAGGUGAUGUCUCUGGUCGGUGUCGGGUUUCAAAGACGAGGGCCACAUAUUUGGACGAAUGAUGGAUACACGCAUGGUUUCGUGUAGUAGAUGGUAGAAAAUGG
This is a messenger RNA of Sodiomyces alkalinus F11, 3670 nucleotides long. RefSeq lists its product as hypothetical. Gene Ontology annotation, molecular function: protein binding; sterol binding. The record is from RefSeq and is a predicted model, not a curated record. The transcript has 2 exons. Gene Ontology annotation, cellular component: endoplasmic reticulum membrane; Golgi membrane. The coding region runs from base 53 to 3442 and encodes 1129 amino acids. Gene Ontology annotation, biological process: SREBP signaling pathway. Lineage: Eukaryota; Fungi; Ascomycota; Sordariomycetes; Glomerellales; Plectosphaerellaceae.